AUGGUCAAAACGGCCAAAGGACAAGACGUUGAAACUGUACGACAUUAAUCAAAAAUUGAAGAAAACUGUAAGUUCGAAAAAAAAAACCCCGAAAAUAACCAUUUUUUGUAGAUCUACGAACACGCAGUAAUCGUCGACCUUCUGCUUCUCAAGUCGGAAAGUAUACGGGAAGACGAUAUCGCGAUGAAUUAUUGGCGAACAGCCAGGGAUUUUUUUCGAAUUUACUCCUCAAAUAUAAAUUUAAAAAAAAAUAUAUAUAUUUUUAUAUUUUUGCUCUAUUUUUUUAUGUGAUGUGAGAUUUGAUUUAUAAAUUUUUUUGAUUUUUGUAAUAAAUUUUUUUAUCGGUUUCUAGAGUGGAAUCACUUGCGAAUUGUCUUGAAAAUCUCGGAAUACUUUAUUCGAAUUCGAAUUUUCAGGGUAUCUAGAGCUUUUUGAACAAGUUUUGAAAGAAAAAAGUGUAUUUCCAGUCCGAGAAUGGAGAAGCUUGCGAACUUUUACCGUUGGACGGAUUGGAAAAUACGGAAAUUGUUGAAAAAUACGAAUCGGACGAUCAGUCCGAUCCUUUGGACGGCACCGCGGCUGAAGGAAAAAUCCUUGCCGAGCGCUUCGUUCAAAUCCGAGCUUCCAGUAGAACUUCGUCCUAAACUCGACUUUAUCGUCAAGGAAACCUUGGUAAAUCGAUUGUUUUAUUGAAAUUUUAAGAAACGCACGUUUUUUUUUCUGUUCAAAGUGGUUACGACGAUUUCGAAAUUGAAGCUUUUUGUUUAAAAAUGAUUUUGUGGAAUACUUAAAACUGGAAAUUCCUUGAAAUAAAAUGGGUCUACAAACGAGAUAGUGGAAAAAUCAAAAUUUUGGGUGUUUUUAACCAAAUUUUUUCAGUCAUACGUAAAUACCGUGAUAUAGCCCAUUCCGCGCCAGCCUUUCCCUUUUUCAUUAUUCUUCCGAGCUACAGAAACCUCCCGAGAAAUAUCAUUUCGAUACGCUUGCCCUGCAUGUGUACCUGCGCCUUUAAUAUAAAAGCGUUUAAGAUCAAAUUAAAGGCGCAUGGAAAGAAACACGCCGUGCUCAUCGAACGGAAGCUUCUGGGAAAGGGUCUAAAAAAAAAUAACGCGUCAGUUUCGAAAUGGCCCAGAUUAAUUUAAGAACGGCAUUCUUUUUUGAGGAACCCAAUUCUUAAAAACCCCUCGAUUCAACUGAAAAUAUCAUUUCGGAGCUCAUGAUCUGUUAUAUUUAUCUAUAAAAAAAUUUUUUUGAAAUUUAAGGGGUACUUCAUAAUCUCAAGAUCAACGUUGAAAAAAAUUAGCGAUUUUUAUACUUCGAACUGGUGUUCUAAAAUAAUUCGCAACGUUAUUUUUUUAGUGAAUAAGUACAGACAGAGGCCAAAAAAAUUUCCAAAAACCAUUUCCACCUCUAAAAAAAUAUAAAAAAAUCGACAUAAGUUGCUCGCCAUGUUUGUAUAAUUCACUCCAAGCUAGCUUGUCACGUUUUUUUGUUCACCAAAAAGACCCUAUACCAAAUUGGACCGAUAUUGACCACUUUCCCUUCAAGACCUUUGAUUUUUGCAGUUUUCCAGAGUAGAAGUGCUGAAAAGCCCUUAUUACAGAGUUUCUUUCAAAUUUCGUUCUUUUGAAACGUGACCAUCUUGCGCGCACCACAUUCUAUUAACCAGGAAUUUGUUCCCCCGACCUCCUGAUUCCAGAAACAGAAGAAAAAUUUCUCGCAGCAGGUUGGGUUUUUCGAGUUGAGACGCUUUAAAAGUUUGAAAUAGCGCUUUUUUUUUUGUAUUUUGCGUGUUUUGCUGACUUUGAAGCUCCAUGACUCGAAAAAAAAAAUUUGAUUGCGAAAAAUCCUCUUCUUGCUCUGCAAUCAGGGGGUCCAAAAGUACACCAGCAAAAGAUGUUCAAAAAUUCGACCGGGCGUUAAAAAAAAGUUCUCCAUUAAGUGUAACUUUCUCCAAGUUACAGCUCUUCUCUCGGCUCAGCCCGAUGUUCCCUUCAAAACUGGACGACAAGGCCUGGAAAUCGUUACUGGAGUGUCAGAACAGGAAACAGAGGCUCGACCAGAUCAUAUUCCUCAAAAAUGUCGAGAAAAUACGUGAACGUGAAGCGCUGAAGAAAGUUGAGGCAAGGGAAGCCAAGAAGGAGGUUUUUCUGAACAACUGGAAAAAAAAAUCAAAGCAUUUUUAUUCAGACGAAAACCGCAAACGGCGAUGGUCUUUGCUUGAUCGACAUCAGCAACAAGUUGGGUGAGAUUAUUUGA
Molecule: messenger RNA, 2259 nt
Organism: Caenorhabditis auriculariae
Lineage: Eukaryota; Metazoa; Nematoda; Chromadorea; Rhabditida; Rhabditidae
Source: the annotation of a GenBank genome assembly